CACGGAUAGAUACUAGUACUAGGCAAUAUGUAGAGUUAGCAUGACAUCUGUGUCCACCACCAUAUCCAUCAACAUGGGUCCCCCUGCGGAAGCGUAUUCAAAAGGUCGGCUCGAGCUGAUUCCGCCAGGAGUUCGCCCGUCACGAGCUUGUUACCAGCUUCCACGGAUCGAUGCUGCGAAAGGUUUAUCGGCUUAUGUCGGUAUUUGCAACUGGUAUAAGGACGAGGGCGCUGACAGAGGACUAGAUAGUCUCACCAAAAUAGCUAGCGCGAGUUGUGCGGAUCUCGCGGCGCGUUAUCCUACUCUUGCUGGUCGGAUUCGUUCAGGGAGCGACGCCACCGUUACUUCAGGUCAGAAAUAUUCGCUUUUUUCGUAUGUUCGACGCAAAUUGCUGAAGACGGAGAACCUCGAACUCUGCGUCGAUCCUGACAACUGCGGACUCGGGUUCCUCUUAUUUCCAGACAUUGAUAGCAAGGUGAUCAAUGCUCAAACACUGGCCGACCCUCUGGAUACGCGAACUGGAAUUACGAGGGCCGAAUUUCUCAAAGCGACUAGCUCCGCAAGAGACCCAGGAGGCUUCUUUCCUUACCAGAGUGCAGACGCGGUGUAUGAUAAGAGAACACAGAAGACAGCUCCUUCUAGUUUUUCAUCGUGAGGAUAUUUUAUUCUGGAUUAAACGACCUACAAUCUAAUGCAAUCAUCAUCAAUAACUUCGAUUGACCUAGUUUGUGGGUUUCGUUCUAUGUUAUUGUUGGGAUUCAAUGUCACAAAGUCCACAGAUAUUUUUGAAAAGCAGAACAGACUUCGUCAGGAAUUCAAUCCGAAUGAAAUACCUUAUAAAUUUUGGUUAAUUUCGAAUUUACUUCGAAAUUUAGAAAACAGCUCAUCAGAGAUUCAAUUUGAAUAAAAGAACAUAAAAUCAAAACUUUUAGUUAAUUUUGAAUUUCAACGACUAACUAGAAAACAGCUCAUGAGUGCUUCAAUUUGAAUGAAAAAAAACAUAAAAUCAAAAAUUUUGGUUAAUUUUGAAUUUGAACCAAAAUUAUUUAUGAAUUUAAUUCAAUUAAAAUGAGAUAAAACCAAAUUUUCAGAUUAGGUUGAAAUUUUUGGUUUUUGAAGUUUCGAUUUCAAGACUUGGAUUUCAAAAUUUCGAUGUUGAAGAAAAAAGAUGAACGACAGACAGAACAAAUACUUCUUAUGUGUUUGUGAAUCUUGCUUCUCUCAUAUCCUCGAUCGAGACGAUAUUCCCUUGACCUACGUUGUACUUGGUAAAACCAAAGGUUUUUGGGGUUUGACGCUCCUCGUGAACCACUACGUCUCCGACGGUAGCAGCUAUUUUCGUCUUUUGAAGGAAUUCGACGACAUUUUCGCAGCUCAUAAGCAACGGUUUCUCCUGGCGAAGCAGCCCAAGAUCACGUCGUUUGCAAACCCAAAAGCACACUUUUUCAGCUGUCAUCCGGUCGGGGAACUGGUAUUUUCGCGCGUUGCGAGUAGUAGCAUCAGUCCGCCUUCUCGACCUUUUGCGGCUCUUCCGGAAGGAUUGGAGCCACUGGCUGACUUCGCUUUGACGCAGGUGAGGGAUCCAGAUAAGUAUCGAUGUGUGCUGCUUACCUUGACAGAUAUAGAGCUAAAGGCGAUCAAAGCGGAAAUCGGCGCCGUGAGCACCAAUGAUUAUGGAGUGAUUGGAUUCAUCAGACUUCAAAUGUAUAUGUGCUGCAAUGCCUUCUUGAAAUGAUUCUUACGUCAUACCGACGUGUAAUAAAUAUUGCUGCCUAGAGCGACAGUGUCAGUGGCUCAGCUCCUUCGUUCUGAGAUAAGUACCCAUUUUGACUAUGCUAACAUUCUGCGCUUUUUGCACUUGCGACACGGGUCACUGGGGACGCUACAGAUUUCGUGUGCAACAACGCUAUUGCGUUUCCCAUGGACGCGCGCGGCGUGCAUCCAGGACUGCUGGGACGCAUGUUAGGAAACGGAGUGACCACUGUGCGGGCCAACAUCAGCGACGCAGAUCCAAAACUGUCAAGUAAGACUCUAGCAGAGCGGCCCAGCGACGUAAUCCGCACUGCAGUGCGAUCCCGGCCUGACGACCCGCUGUUCUGGUGGAGUGACUUUUUUAAACCACUGUUGUUUCUGGCACUCCGAGAUAAGGUCGUCUUAGCGCACUCGAGUGAAGCGUCGGCUUGGGAGAAUCACGCGAAAAACAAAAUUGCGGCUGCAGACGAUGGUCGAGGCAACUUCAGCUCAUCUUUAGCGGCACCACUACUCCAGGACGGUCAGAAGAGGAAACAAGACACGUCGAACAAAAGUGUGUUUGCUUUUGUUGCGUUGUUUUUUCGUUGGUUGGCAGCUUUGUUUGCACGCUGCUGCCUUCCUUCGAAGCUUCCCGUCACGUUGCAGCACGUCUCGUGGGUCAAAGUGCAGCACUUUCCGCGCAAAAUGGGCCCUCUAGUAUGCCAAAAGCCCAUUCAAUUAGAUGAGGACCCGAAGCUCAUCCUCCGAAAGAUGCACCAUCAUGGGUCCCUCUUCAUGCAAUUCGAUGAAAAAACGUUCACCUUCCGGUUCUGUCAUCGACAUCUAGUAGUGAGCGAUUUGUUGCGCACUGUUGCCGACAUCAAGAGCCGGAGUACGAAGACGGACGGUGGCAAAAGCGGUAUGAUUGCUGGAAAGAGAUGGUGGGUGGAUAUUUUCUGAAGUGAUACUUUUGGACCGGAUCUCUCAUGGAAAAAAUCUCUUGGACUUAGUAGAUUGGGAAAGAGAAAGAUACAACUUACGUUCAAGGUUGCUCGCCACAGUUUGCUAUUUCUUUGCAGUUUUAAUGCGUUCUUCCUGUUCGUUACUGAUACCGAAUUCUUUAGCGCUAAAUGCUGGGCGGUAAGGCAGUUUCUUUUUACUUGCAGCGCAUUGUUCCUCUGGUCAUCAUGUGACCGGAAUGUGUGCAUUCAAGUAAACAGAGAGCCUAUUAUCGUUCGUCAGUACAAUUUAUUAUACACAAUGAAUUACAGCUUCUCUUUGCUGGAGGUGGCUAGUUAC
This is a messenger RNA of Amoebophrya sp. A25, 3030 nucleotides long. Lineage: Eukaryota; Dinophyceae; Syndiniales; Amoebophryaceae. The record is from the annotation of a GenBank genome assembly.